Messenger RNA from Rubroshorea leprosula, 2179 nucleotides. The record is from the annotation of a GenBank genome assembly. Lineage: Eukaryota; Viridiplantae; Streptophyta; Magnoliopsida; Malvales; Dipterocarpaceae.
AUCCUAGGGAAGUAUUAGACACAACUGCUAAUUUUGGGUUCUCCAUUUUUCUAUUUUUGAUGGGAGUAAAAACGGACGUGGGUAUGGCAUUUAGAGCAGCCAGAAGGGCCACCGUGAUUGGCGUCGCCUCCGUGUUAUUCCCUUUAAUAAUUGCAUUAACCUAUCACAUGGCCACUGCCGGUCCUUACCAAACCAAAAGCAUCAAACUCGAACACAUGGCCGUAAUAACAGUAUCAUCUUUCACAUCCUUUUCCGUGAUCGCCUGCCUCCUCGACGAGCUGAUGAUACUAAACUCAGAACUGGGACGGUUGGCGCUGUCCUCUGCCAUAGUUGGAGAUUUUUGUAGCAUUUUCCUCAUUUCCGUUGUCAUAUUCUCUAGAAUUUGGGAGCACUCAAAAACAAGUGCUAUAAAAAACACAACCGGAAUGAUUUCUUUCACUCUCGUUGCCAUCUUCAUCCUUCGUCCGAUCAUGGUUUGGAUGGUUAGACGCACACCGGAGGGGAAACAAGUCAAGGAUACUUACGUUCACAUUGUCGUGUUGAUGGCUUUGGCAUCUGCCCUGUACACUAAUUACUUCGAACACACUCCUCUCUUCGGGGCUUUUGUGUUCGGUCUGGUGGUACCGGACGGCCCUCCAUUAGGAUCAAUAUUAGUGGAAAAGUUUGAAUGCUUUGUUACGGGGAUCUUUUUUCCAAUCUACGUAGUCACAACAACAUUGAGAGCAGAUCCAGGGAGAACAAUGAUCGACGUGGCUGAAGAGAAGUUAGACAAAUUCAACAUAAUCGUAAUUGUUCUGACAUUUCUAGGGAAAUUGGCAUCAAGUUUUCUUCCUUCAUUAUUCUGCAAAAUGCCCUGGAAAGAUGCCCUAGCUCUUGCUCUCAUUAUGAGUAGCAAAGGCGUAGUUGAACUUUCCCAUUUUUCCAUUCUUAAAGACAAAAAGGUUAUGAGAAAGAGAGCUUUUGCAAUGGCAGUCAUCGGAAUUUUAUUGAACUCAGCUAUUGUUCCUCUCCUGGUGAAAUUACUGUACGACCCGUUUUCCAGAAAAUAUGCAGGGUAUCAGAAAAGAAACAUAAUGUAUUUGAAACGCAAUGCAGAGUUUAGGAUUCUUGUGUGCGUUCACAGACCGGAGAAUGUGAGUGCCUUCAUAGACCUGUUGAAUACUACAGGCCCCACCAAACAGAGUCCUAAUGUAGUUUACGUCCUUCACUUAAUCGAGUUGAUUGGCCGAGCUUCUCCGGUGUUCAUAGCGCACCAAAAGAAAGAAACCAGAGUUUCCGAUCGCUACUUUGAAAGCGUCAUUCUUGCUUUCAAUCAAUACGAGCAGAGAAGUUGGGGCCUCGUGACUGUCAACCCUUUCACGGCCAUCUCUCCAACCAAGAUGAUGCAUGAGGACAUUUGUACUCUUUCUCUUGACAAACAAACUUCCUUCCUUCUCCUUCCAUUCCACCGGAAAUGGGCCAUCGACGGAUCCAUAGAAUCAGAAAACUCAAUGAUAAGGAACUUGAACUGCAGUGUCCUUGAAAGAGCUCCCUGCUCUGUAGGGAUCCUCAUUGACCGUGGCGUUGUGGGUCGCCUAACCUCGAGAAGAACUUCAACAUGGUUUGCAACGCGAACAUAUUCUGUGGGAAUAGUCUUCUUUGGCGGAAAAGAUGAUAGAGAGGCCUUAGCUCUGGCCAAAAGAAUGGCAAAUGACCCAAAAGUGAGCCUUACCGUAAUCCAUUUCGUUAGCAAGGAUGACAAGAAAGGUAUCAUGGACCACUUGCUUGAUGCAGAGGUGUUGAGGAAUGUUAGGAAAGAUAACUCUAUGUACAUGGAAGAGGAGGUGAAGGAUGGACCACAGACUGCAUUGAUACUACGAUCAAUUGUGGAUGGAUAUGACCUUCUAAUAGUAGGUAGGCGUCAAGGUAUUGAUUCUGUUCAGACUUCGGGAUUAUCAGAAUGGAGUGAAUAUCCGGAGCUGGGAAUUAUCGGAGACCUACUAGCCUCACCAGAUUUUGAGAGCAGAACAUCUGUUUUGGUGGUGCAGCAACAACAGUACACUGAUGUGCAUUAUCAAUCUGUAAAUUAUGAAUGUGAGAAAAUUUGAUUCAUUCUUCUUUCUUUUUUUCCUUUUUUUUUUUGCCAAACCUUUUAUUUUCACCCUGAACAUUAUUUUUUCUAUAAAGAACACCUUUCAUA